Pogonomyrmex barbatus (red harvester ant) is the source of this 704-nucleotide messenger RNA. RefSeq lists its product as uncharacterized. Lineage: Eukaryota; Metazoa; Arthropoda; Insecta; Hymenoptera; Formicidae. The record is from RefSeq and is a predicted model, not a curated record.
AACGUAUUCAUUUUUCCAAAGUCAACCAUGUAACUCUGAUUAUAAUGAAUAUCAACUGCAACUUGAACCCGUGGUAAUGAUAAGUGAUGUCAGUAUGCCGAAUGUUUCCACACUUCCAGUCAUAGACGUCGUGACUGAAUCAGUGAUGAUGAUUCUAUCAAUGAUGUGGAUAUGAACAAUAAUAGAUCGACCAAUGAUACAUCAGAUGAUAAUGAAGAAAAUAAUACCAUCGAUGACAUGAAUAUGAACAGUGAUAGAUUGGACAAUGAUAUAUCGGAUGAUAAUGAAGAAAAUUAUGAAAUGAAUGAAAAUGUAAAUACUGCGACUAAUUCUAAUAAUGCACUAGAGCAGUUGCGAGAAGUAUUGUACGAAGAUUGCGACCUCACGAAGGAAGAAAGUGAAAUCCUCAUAAUGAGUUUGGCUCUUCGUCAUCAUUUCACCGACGCUGCUUUGCAGGAUUUCAUCAAAGUAAUUGAUUGCUACGCAAGUGCCAUGUAUUCAAACAUUUAUUUCUGAAGUCAUUCCUGAUUAGUAAUGCUUGUAUAUACUACUAUUGUUCAGAUUGUAUGUGUUACCAUUUUACAUUUUGCUGAUCCAGAAGUUACUAUUGAAUGUAAUAAUUGCGCCAAAGUUUAUAAUCGACAGAAACUAAAAAAUAUAGGAAAUAUUUUAUAUAUCUUCCCUUAAAAGACCAGUUAAUUAUA